AUGGCAUAACAAAAAAAGGAUGAGGAAGAAAUCAAAGUAAAAUCAUAGAUUUAUUCUAGACUUAUAAAAUGAUUGAGGGUGAUUAUUCUGUUCAAAUUAGAGUACUAGAAGCUAAUGAUCUCAUACCGACGUAUGUUAUGUAUCAAUAUUCUUUAGUAUAUCUGGGUUUGCAGGUAUUGGACUGCUUUCCUCUAAAGGCACUGCUUGUAAUGCAUUCAUAGAAUUGACAGUAUGUGGCUAAGUGAAACGAACUAAAGUUGUUAAGAAUCAAUUAAGUCCUAUUUUCAAUUAGCUAAUCUCAUUCAAAUUAAAUGAUAUGAAAAAGGCUUAAUUGUCAUCAGCUACAAUUACUGUGGCUGCAAUUGAUCGUAAAAAUGCACUCUUAGGAAAUAAAAUAAUUGGAUCAUAUGAACUAGAUCUAAGUAGUGUGUAUUUCAGUUUACAUCAUGAAUUAUAUCGAACUUAUCUAGCUCUCUCAGAUCCAACAGAUGAAAGAGAAGGGACAAUGGGAUAUGUUUUAUGUAAUAUAAUGGUAUUAGGACCUAAUGAUGAACCAUUUGUACAUGAUGUGGCCACUGAAAAAAAAGCAGAUGCUACUAAAGGAGCAACAUUAACUCCUAAAAAAAUACAAUAAUGGCCUCAUUGUAUUCGAAUUAACUUGCUUAAAGGAGAACAUAUGGUUCCAUUGGAUAUGACAGCAGCUGAAAUUGAUGCAUAUGUAGUUGUUAAAUAUGGUGGUUCAAAAAUCAAAUCAAAAGUUGUAACCAGUCGUAAUCCUGAAUGGUAUCAGCAAUUAAAUUUGGCUUGUAUGUUACCUAAUUAAAGCAAAUUUGUGGAUAUCAGUGUUUAUGAUUAUGAUCUUCUUGGAGAUGAUGAUUUAGUAGGAACCUUCUAACUUCCAUUCAAAUCCAUUCCAGAAUAUGAAUCACAACCAAUGUGGAUCAAUUUGUAUGGUGCUCCUUUACGUGGGGAAUCUAAAAAAGCUGAUAUGAUGAAUCUAUAUGGUAUGACGACAGGAUCUCAUUACAGAGGAAGAAUUUGUUUUACUAUUUGUCGUUUUGAUUAAAGAGAUGCGAAAACAUACAAAGAAGAUUUAAUCUAUAGAUUUCCAGAAAACCCUAUGCCAGUAUCUGAACAAAAAGGAUAUAUACUGAGAGUUGAUUUACUUGAAGGACAUGAAUUUCCAAUAAGAAAAUAAUCCAUUAUUCAAGUUAAAAUGGGACCAUAUCUAUUAGUCAGUCAACCUGCUACUAUUUAAGAUGGAUCAUGUAUGUUCUAUGAAAAUCUACCAGACAAGAAGGUAUUAUUCCCAAAAAACAUAAAUGAAAUACCAGAUAUAAUCAUUUAUAUGGCAGAUGAUAAUAUAGAGGAUCGUAGACAUAGUUUUAUUCGUUUGAAACCUAAAGAUCUUUUGGAUACACCUCUUCAUCCUCAAAUUUUUAAAAUGACUGAAGAUAGAUCAUUAGAUUUGGUAAAAGAUGAUGAAUUUCCAGGAUUUCUAUUUGCUAAUGUUUAAUUAAUGAGUAAUAUGCCUGGAAUCAGGAAACCAUAUAAACCAAAUGCUUAAUUAAAAUUAGAUUAUUAAUUGAGAGUUUAUUUGUAUUUAGGGAGAAAUUUUCCACCUGCAGAUGCUACUGGUACUUCAGAUCCCUUAGUAAAGAUAAGAUGUGCAGGAUAAAUUGUAUAAUCAAAGGCUUGUUCAUAAACAUUAAAUCCUGGUUGGUAUGAAACUCUAAAAUUGAAUGUGAAAUUAUAUCCAUUUGAUAAAGAAGUAAUAGUACCUUCAGGGAUGUUUGUAAUGGUUUUUGAUUAGGAUUUAGAUGAAGAUAAUAAAGCUUCAUAUGAUUUGAUAGGGAGAAUAUGGAUUACAUUGGAACCCUAGAAGAUGUAAUUUUAAACAGAAAGUGAGAUUGUUGAUAUGUUUUACAGAAAACCAAAAUGGUAUAAUAUAAGGUAUGAUGCCACAGAUGAAGUAUAAGGUUAAAUACUUUUAGCAUAUUCAAUAAUACCUAAAGAGAAGGCUCAUCUUAUACCUGAUGAGAGUAUCUAUCCUAAUUGUGCAAAACAAGAUCUCAAUCUAUUUUGUAUUGGGCUACGUAAUUUUGAAGAUAUAGUUUAAAAUAUUACACCAAGUAAUGUUUCAAUUUCAUUUGAUAUCAGUGGUGAUGAUUAUGAUCCAAUUUACACUGAUUAUAAGAAAGUGAAGGAAAAGGGUGUAAAUAUCAAUAGAUUAAUACCUAUUACUGUAGAUGUACCUAAGAAUUAGCAUUUUUCACCUGUUAUUGAUUGUUAUGUAUGGAAUCAAGAAUUGCCAGACAAACCUAAACUAUUGGGUGUUUAAACCAUUUAAUUAUCUAGGAUAUUAGCAGAAUAUUAUACUAAAUUAAAAUUGAAGCCAGGAGAGUAGAUGCCAGUUGAAUUUGAUGAGUCUGAUGAAGAAGAAAAUGAAUUAAUGAAGAAAUUAGAAGAAAAGUAAAAACCUCUUACUCUAGCAUAAAUUAAGGAAGCUAAUGCUAAUGAAGAAGAUGAACCAUUUGAUCUUGAAAAAAUUGAUUUAAAUAUUCCAUAAGAAUUACCUUUCAAGAAAAGAGUAGUUGAAGAUUAUGAAUAUCAAGAAUAUGUGAGAAAAUAAGAAGAAGAUUAUUAAUUAAUUAAAGAAGAAGAAGAAGAUUUAUUAAAACAAUCUCAAAUAGGAGAAUCAAAUGUUUAAGAUAUAAUGAAUUUACAAGAUGAUGUACCUAUCUAUAGACCUACUACAUUUGGAGGUGGUUUAUAAAUAGGUUAAGAUAUACCAAAUUAAUAAUUAUAAUAAUCUCACUUUUCUAAUUAAAGCAAUAUGAUUAUUGAAUAGUUUCCUAAGGAAGAAUAAGUUCCAGAGGAAUAAAUACCAGUACGUGUCACAAGACCUAUGGAUAAUGAGAAUGCUGGUGAAAAUAAUCCUAUUUAAUCUAAUCGUAAUCUUUAGAGUCAUUAAUCAAGAAGAGAAUCCUAAUAACAAAAUGAUAGAGUUGAUAUAUAAGGCAAUUAAAAUUAAUAAUAGAUGGAUUAAAGAAGUUUAUCCUAAUAAUAGUAAGUUGGAUAAGCAAUACCUCAAUCUAAAAGAGGAUCAUAAUAGUAAGUAGAAAUUGAAUAAAGAAAUCAAUCAAUUUCAUAAUAAUAAUAAUAAUAAUAAUAAUAAUAAUAAUAAUAAUAAUAAUAAUAAUAAUAAUAAUAAUAAUAAUAAUAAUAAUAAUAAUAAUAAUAAUAAUAAUAAUAAUAAUAAAGAAAAGAAUCUUAAUAAUAAAUUAAUAAUGUUAAUGAAUAAUAAUCAUAAUAAUCAAGAAGGUAAUCAUAAUAAUAAUAAUUACUAUAAAAAUAACAAUCACAAUAAUAAAUAGAAUAACAAUAAGAAAUUUAACUUUAAAAACAAUAAUCUCGUCGAUAAUCUGAAUAAUAAUAACCCAGAUCAAAAUAAUAAUCUAUACAAAAAGAUAAUGAUUUAUAAUAGAGAAGAUAAUCAUAAUAGUAAUAAUUAGAGAAAUAAUAAUCUAAUCAACUUGGAUAAUCUUAAGAUUUCUAAAAAAAAUAACCAUCCAUUCCAAUAUCUCCAAUUCAAAAUAGAAAUGGAUAUAGUUAAGGUAGUCAAUAAUAAAUUGAAGAUUUUAACUUUUAAGGUAAUUUAGAUGAAUCAAGAAUAGUACCUUCAGAACCAAAGUCAAAAAAUAUGAAUGAUUAAUAAUAAAUGAAAAUAGGAUAAAGAGUUAUUUAACCACCUAUUUAAGGAUCUUAAAGAAGCAUAAGAAUGUUAAGUUAAGUUGAUUAAAGAAUAGUUUUUGAAGCUGAAUAACAUGUCAAAAAUUAAGCUGAAUUAAGUCGUAGACAAUCAUAAUAAAUAUAAGAAGUAUAAGCAGUAUAACCAUAAAUGAAUUUAUCUGAAUAACUCUAAUAAUUACCUCAAUAAUAAUAACCUAUUAAGACAUUAUAAGUUCCAACUGAUUUAUCCUUUUCCAAAGCAUCAAAAGUAUCUUCAAAAGCAUUAUCAGUUAAUUCUGGUCCCAAAGAUAAUAUGGAUGCUGUAAAGAAGCCAAAAUAAAAAAAUAAGAAAAUGCUUAAAGGUUCUAAAAAAGCUAAGUUAUUUGGAUUUGCUGCCUUAUUACCAAAAAAGAAAAAAACUAGUGAUAUAGAAACAUAUGAAGAUUUUGAUACAGAUCCAGGAGAAGAUUUAGAUGUAACACCUGAAUGGUUGAAGGGUAGAAAAUUCUUACCUGAUGAUUUGGAAGAUAAAAUGAAAACUAGUAAGAAAUUUCUAAAAUACACUAUUAUGACAGGUUAGAGUAGAGGUAAAGAUACAUAAUUUUUAACUGAUAAAAAUGGACCUUCAAGAGUAUGUGAUUUCAAAUGUUUGUUUUUAGAAGUAAAGCCUGGAUAGGAUAUUGAAAAAAAGAAAGAAAUGUAUAUAAAAAUGAUGAGACCAAAAUAAUAUGUAUGUAGGUUAUAUUUUUUAUCAGGAAUUGAUAUUUAAAGUGGAGGAGAUGAACCACCUGAUUUAUAUAUAAAAGUAAGAACUGCAACAAAGGAACAUGAUUUAAAAAUGAUAUCAUUAAGAUAGAGUACAAAUAAUCCAUAAUUCUAUUUUCCAUUUGAAUUAUAAAUGGAAGUACCAGGAUCAGCUAUAGUAGAGGUUGAAAUUUGGAGUGUUUAAUCAAUUGGUGAUGAAUUAGUGGGAACAUCAUUGAUUGAUUUGGAAGAUAGAUAUUUUUCUGUAAUGUGGCAUUAAUUUGAAAAGAAACCAAUAGAGAAUAGAAAUAUUAAAGAUGAAUUUGGAUCUUCAGUAGGUAGAUUACAAUUAUGGAUAGAUUUGGUUGAAAAAGCUUAUGCAAAAAAAGAUCCAUUAAUUAAAAUUACUGCACCACCUCGCUAUUAAUUUGAAUUAAGAGUAAUUAUUUUUGAAACAAGAAAUUGUGUAUUCAAAGAUGAAUUAGAAAAAUGCAAUGAUUUAUAUUGUAAAGCAGGAAUAGCUAAUUAAGAAUUAUAAGAAACAGAUGUUCAUUGGAGAUGUAGAGCAAAAGGAUCUUUUAAUUGGAGAAUCAAGAAUAAAGUUACAUAUCCAUCACUUCCAGAUGAAUUCGGAACUGACAAAUUUAAAAUUUAAUUAUGGGAUAAGGAUAUAGUUGGAUCAGAUGAAUUAAUAGGAGAAACAACAUUCAAUUUGAAUACACAUAAAAUGAUUGAAAAAGCUGUAAAGAGACUUCAAGCAACAUCUAUAAAUUAAAGAAUUAGAGAAAAAGGUGGUGUAAUAACUGAUAGACUUUGGGUAAAUAUAAAAAUAUAUUAAUUACUAGUUAGAUGUAUAUCAUCCAGAUGCAGUAGAUGAAGAAGGAUAGAAAAUAUCAUAAGGAUAAGUUUUGUGUUCUUUUGAAUUAUUGCCUCUUACAGAUGCUGAAAAAAAACCAAAUGGAUAUGGUAGAGAUCCUCCUAAUGUGUUCCCUCCAUUGAAUGAACCUACAGGUCGAUUAUCUUUCGAUAUCACUAAUCCACUUGGUUUUAUUAAGGAGAUUAUGGGUAAUUUACUAAUAUUAUUUAAGGUCCUGAUUUAUAUGAUAAAAUAUGUAAAUUCCUUUUAACUGCUCUACUUCUAACUGUUGGUGUUACUGUAGGAUGGAUAUUUUUAGGUCCUUUGAUUGCUAAUGUUGUUGUGAAGUGA
Paramecium pentaurelia is the source of this 5683-nucleotide messenger RNA. Lineage: Eukaryota; Ciliophora; Oligohymenophorea; Peniculida; Parameciidae. The record is from the annotation of a GenBank genome assembly.